CAUCCGCAGCUGAUCUCUCAGGUUCUGACCGGCGUCCGUUCCCCAAAAAGACACCCAAUCAAAUGACUGAUCAUAUUACAUCACCGGACCAGCCUGAGCAAUGCCCCGUGCGCAACAGCCGAGUGAGUCGUGACUCCGAGGAUGAACCGAAAAGGACCAAAUUGGGGCCUUCUCUUCAACUAGCAAAAUACUCAAGGGGAAACGGGCUGCUGGAGGAAAAGGAAAAGCAAAGGAUGAAAGUGCCCUGCUUGCCGCUCCUGACCGGUUCAAAGCCAGGCUGAAGGAUGCGCAUGUCGAGGGACCUUCAAGCAAAAGAUGAUACAAAGCCCGAAGAAACGGGUGAGGAUGGCAAGGAGGCUGCACUUGAAGUUGAUAAUGACACUGGUUGGAUCAGCCAUCGACUGGAGUUCCCUAAGAAUGACAGGGCUGAGACGCAUCGUGCUGAACAUGAUUACGAGGACAUCGAUCCUCGAGCCAAGGCACGAGGAUUACGCGAGGGGGAACAGGAACGAAAGAGGUCACGACGGUCCGAAGUUGGGCGAGCAUUUCGGAAAGGGAGAUAACUCAUCAUCUCAUUCAAUCCAUCCCACAAACAAGCCGCACUGAAGUAUUCACCAAUACCGGCAAGGUCCAUAUAAUCAGCCAGGCGAGAUCGAGAGAUGGAAGGAUGCGAGAAAGUGUUCAAUGGGCGGUGCCGACAUUGAAGGCUUGAAAAUCACCUAGGAGUCCCUCGCAUGUGAGGAGGCAGCGUCAUC
Cantharellus anzutake is the source of this 755-nucleotide messenger RNA. RefSeq lists its product as uncharacterized. The record is from RefSeq and is a predicted model, not a curated record. Lineage: Eukaryota; Fungi; Basidiomycota; Agaricomycetes; Cantharellales; Hydnaceae. The coding region runs from base 316 to 606 and encodes 96 amino acids. The transcript is spliced from 3 exons.